GAGGCGGCUGUAGCUGGGAUUCACACUAGAGUGCAGUAGAGAGAGUGGUGUGCAUAUUAUAUCUAUAUAUAGUGAGAGAGAGGAGUCAGCCGUUCUGAAAGCUGCCCGAGCGAAGGGGAAGGCAAUGGCCGGCUCGGGCGAGAGGAACAGACAGCAGACGAUUGAAGAGUACCUGGAAGCGGCCGUACAGGUGGCUCUGGAAGCCGGCCAGAUAAUUAGGGAAGCAUUAAGAGUUGAAAAGCGAGUGCAGACAAAGUCAUCAGCAGCAGAUCUCGUAACAGAAACAGACCAACUUGUUGAAAAUCUGAUCAUCUCGACUCUAAGUAACAAGUUUCCUUCACACAGAUUUAUUGGUGAAGAAUCAGUUGCAGCUGGUGAAAAAUGUAUUCUGACUGAUGACCCCACUUGGAUAAUAGACCCCAUCGAUGGAACUUGUAACUUUGUACACGGAACACCGGUGGUGGCAGUUUCUAUUGGACUUUCUGUCAAAAAAGAGCUUGAACUUGGCGUAAUUUAUAGCUGUGUUGAAGAGAAGUUAUAUACUGGCAGAAAAGGUCAUGGAGCAUUUUGUAAUGGGCAGAAACUUCAGGCAUCUACUCAGACAGACCUGUCAAAGGCUCUGAUAUUAACUGAACUUGGUUCGAUUCGUGAUCCUAAAGCGGUAAAGCUGCUGUUUAGUAACAUGGAGAGGUUACUAAAGGUUCCAGCCCAUGGCAUCAGGAUUGUGGGCAGCGCAGCUCUGGAUCUGUGCCACGUCGCAGCUGGAGACGUCGAUGCCUUUUACCAGUUUGGCCUCCAUUGUUGGGAUAUGGCUGCUGCUGCUGUCAUUGUCCGGGAAGCUGGAGGAAUCUUGAUGGAUACAGCAGGAGGACCACUGGACCUAAUGUCUCGGAGAGUGGUGGCGGCUGGCACUUUGGAGAUGGUGUGUCAGAUUGUUAAAGAACUACAGCCUGUGGCCUAUGAACGGGAUGACAGCACUGAAGGCACAAGUCACUCACUAUCCAAAUAAUGACCCUUUCAGAACGUGCACUGUUGGAAGCGUAGUGAAAUCACACUGCUGAAUCUUUACAAGUAACUUAACAGGGACAAGCAGCUGUGAUGGCCGUACUGUGCUGAUAUUUAUAACAAAAAUAAUAAUAGCAAACUGGUCCUGCUCUCCCUCAACCAUCAGCAUUACUUAUCUUCUAUGAACUAUGUUGAUUGAACUUUCUGCUGUUGCUGUUAAAUGUUUUGGAGAGUCUGAUGAUUGGGAAUAAAUGUAACCUAACUCUGAUGGUGCAGUGGAUGGGGGAGGUAUGGAUUUGAGUAGACCUCCGGUUUACGAUGACUUCGAUGGAGUGAGGUGUUCGAUAAGGUGUAAAGUCAGAAUCACAUCUGGUCCUGUCAGUUACUUAACACACAGACUAGGCUCAAACCUCUCCCACCCCUUCAACAUCAUUUAUUUAAAACUUGGUAGUCUGUUUUUGACAGAAACUUACUGACGCAUGAUGGGGUUGUGCAAAAACCUGGAACUAUGAUUGUGAUUGUGCGAAGUUUCAGUAAUUCAAAAAUUUAACAUAGUCAUGUAAUGGUCACUAUUCUGAUUUAUGUCCAGGUCAAUCUCCAAUCUCUUACCUAAUAUUUAAACAAAUUCAAAAAGAAUUCACCUACCAAUGAAGAAAACAAAAGUCACGGAGGAUAUCUUUGUUUCUUCACUUAAACGAUUUUCCGUGUAGUUGCAAUCCCUUCCGUCUUUUAUACUACAUAAGAACAAGCUGAAUCAGAUUUAAACGGAGAGCAGGGUGAAUGAUAAUGAAACCCACGGCCCAUUAUCAGUUAAUUCUAUCACGAGACAAGGGUGUUGCUGGCAGCAACUAUCGUCCAGUCCUAACUGCUCUUGAAUGGAAUGGUUUACUCGGGCAUUUCAGAGGGCAGUCAGACAAAUCACAGUGGGUCCAUGUAGGCCAGACUGGGUAAGAAAUGGAAGAUUUUUGAACUAGAUGAGAUUUUAACAAAAAUUAAUGAUACUUGACAUGUUCACCAUUACUGAAGUUAGCUUUGUUGGAUUUAAAACUAUAUCCCCAAAACAUUAUCCUGAGGUUCCGGUGGCAUUAAUAUCACCUCCCUUGCAACAUUGGACAGGGUCUAAAGACAGACUCCAGAUUGGUUUGUGCCUAUAAUCCAUACCAUCAAAGAUCAAUGUCUCUCCACAAUAACUGAAUCCAAAUGUUGAUGUCUUUGUAACUGGUUACCAUCAUAAUUACCAUCAAGUACAGUUUUCAUUGCAGUGUAACAGUCUGUAAACAUAGACACAUGAGAUGACUAUUUUUUAAAAAAAUCCUAUUUUUAAAUCUUUAUUUCGGGGUUUUAUUCAUUUUACUGAGUGGAAUUUUGGCAUAGAAAUAAAAUAACUGUUCAUUAAUAAAUAGUUUUAA
This is a messenger RNA of Stegostoma tigrinum, 2414 nucleotides long. RefSeq names its product inositol monophosphatase 2 (gene impa2). NCBI's taxonomy places the organism in Eukaryota, Metazoa, Chordata, Chondrichthyes, Orectolobiformes, Stegostomatidae. Bases 125 to 1009 code for a protein of 294 amino acids. The record is from RefSeq and is a predicted model, not a curated record. Gene Ontology annotation, molecular function: inositol monophosphate 1-phosphatase activity. Gene Ontology annotation, biological process: inositol metabolic process; signal transduction; phosphatidylinositol phosphate biosynthetic process. The transcript has 8 exons.